AUCGCCGUUUCUAACACUGCGGCUGGAGGGGCAAGUUGCAUUUCAUUUGAUUUGAACUCAAAAAUGUCUGUCCACUCGCCCAAUCCCGUCCUGAUCCUGCAGAGCAAGCGCUUCAAUGGACUGCGCAACAUCCUGGAGCGCGAAGGUCCCUUCUGCAAGGACGACUUUUCGGCCUCGCCAGACAAUCUGGAAUUCCUGCAGACCAAGUGCCAGGUUCUGAUCAUCGGAGCCGGCGGACUGGGCUGCGAACUGCUCAAGGACCUAGCUCUGAUAGGCUUCGGAAAUCUGCACGUCAUCGACAUGGACACCAUCGAGCUGUCCAACCUAAACCGGCAGUUCCUGUUCCGCCGAACGGAUAUUGGCGCAUCAAAGGCCGAGUGCGCGGCGCGCUUCAUCAACGGACGAGUGCCCUCUUGCCGGGUGACGCCACACUUUAAGAAAAUCCAGGACUUUGACGAGACCUUCUACCAGCAGUUCCACAUGGUCGUCUGCGGCCUGGACUCGAUCGUGGCCCGUCGCUGGAUCAAUGGCAUGCUGCUCUCCAUGCUGCGCUACGAGGAAGACGGCACCUUAGAUGCCAGCUCUAUUGUGCCCAUGAUUGACGGUGGCACCGAAGGAUUUAAGGGCAAUGCCCGCGUCAUCCUGCCUGGAUUUACGGCCUGCAUUGAGUGCACCUUGGACCUGUUCCCACCGCAGGUCAACUAUCCACUAUGCACCAUAGCAAAUACACCCCGCCUUCCGGAGCACUGCAUUGAAUACGUAAAGAUCAUACAGUGGGAGAAACAGAGUCCGUUUGGAGUGCCACUGGAUGGCGACGACCCCCAGCAUAUUGGGUGGGUCUACGAAAGGGCUCUGGAGCGAGCCAACGAGUUCAACAUAACCGGUGUUACAUAUCGCUUGGUCCAGGGAGUUGUCAAGCACAUUAUUCCCGCCGUGGCCAGUACCAAUGCAGCCAUAGCCGCCGCCUGCGCUCUGGAGGUCUUUAAGUUGGCCACCAGCUGCUAUGAUAGCAUGGCCAACUACCUGAACUUUAACGAUCUGGACGGGAUCUAUACCUACACCUACGAGGCUGAGAAGUCGGAGAGCUGCUUGGCCUGCAGCAACACGCCGCAGUCGCUGCCCAUCGAGGAUCCCAACACCACCACGCUAGAGGAUGUCAUCAAGCUGUUGUGCGACUCUCCGCGUUUUCAGCUCAAAAACCCGGCUCUUACCACUGUAAUGAAGGAUGGCAAGCAGAAGACCCUGUACAUGUCCACGGUGAAGAGCAUUGAGAAGGCCACCCGCAAGAACCUGACGCAGUCGCUGGGCGAACUGGGACUGCAGGAUGGCCAGCAGCUGACUGUUACCGAUGUCACCUCGCCCUCCGCAAUGACUCUGCAGCUCAAGUAUCAGUCUAACGAGGUGGAGAUGGUCUGAGUUGAAUCACAUUAGACUACAAAUUUAAUACAUAAUAAUUCAUGUAAAUUAAAUGGCAGGCUUAGCCUCAAGGUUCGGAGCUAAA
Messenger RNA from Drosophila elegans, 1501 nucleotides. It is a transcript of the gene Uba3, whose product is annotated as nedd8-activating enzyme E1 catalytic subunit. Gene Ontology annotation, biological process: protein neddylation. Gene Ontology annotation, molecular function: NEDD8 activating enzyme activity. NCBI's taxonomy places the organism in Eukaryota, Metazoa, Arthropoda, Insecta, Diptera, Drosophilidae. Bases 64 to 1416 code for a protein of 450 amino acids. The record is from RefSeq and is a predicted model, not a curated record. The transcript has a single exon. Gene Ontology annotation, cellular component: cytoplasm; nucleus.